ACAAUAUUUGAUUAGGAAUUUGGGGGCGGGACCCUGGCCUGGCACAGACCCGCACACUCUCAGUAGACAUUCUGUCUUCUCCCUCUCUCUCUCUCACACGUUCUCCAACCCAAGGAGGCCAGACAGAGGGACGUGGUCACUCUCUGCAAGGUUCAACUGGAGAGAGACGAAAUGCAGUGGGCCUCCCUCCUGCUGCUGGCAGGGCUCUGCUCCCUCUCCCGGGCCCAGUACGACGAAGACCCCCACUGGUGGUUCCACUACCUCCGCAGCCAGCAGUCCACCUACUACGAUCCCUAUGACCCUUACCCUUACGAGCCCUAUGAGCCCUACCCCUAUGGGGUGGAGGAAGGUCCAGCCUAUGCCUACGGCUCUCCACCCCCUCCAGAGCCCCGCGACUGCCCCCAGGAGUGCGACUGCCCCCCCAACUUCCCCACAGCCAUGUACUGUGACAACCGCAACCUCAAGUACCUGCCGUUCGUCCCGUCCCGCAUGAAGUACGUCUACUUCCAGAACAACCAGAUCUCGUCCAUCCAGGAAGGUGUCUUCGACAACGCCACGGGGCUGCUCUGGAUUGCUCUCCAUGGCAACCAGAUCACCAGCGAUAAGGUGGGCAGGAAGAUCUUCUCCAAGCUGCGGCACCUGGAGAGGCUGUACCUGGACCACAACAAUCUGACCCGGAUGCCCGGCCCGCUGCCACGAUCCCUGAGGGAGCUGCAUCUCGACCACAACCAGAUCUCCAGGGUCCCCAACAACGCUCUGGAGGGGCUGGAGAACCUCACGGCCUUGUACCUCCAGCACAACGAGAUCCAGGAAGUGGGCAGUGCGAUGAGGGGCCUCCGGUCACUGAUCUUGCUGGACCUGAGUUACAACCACCUGCGGAAGGUGCCCGAUGGACUGCCCUCAGCCCUCGAGCAACUGUACCUGGAGCACAACAACGUCUAUUCCGUCCCUGACAGCUACUUCCGGGGGUCACCCAAGCUGCUCUAUGUGCGGCUGUCCCAUAACAGUCUCACCAACAAUGGCCUGGCCUCGAACACCUUCAAUUCCAGCAGCCUCCUUGAGCUUGACCUCUCCUACAACCAGCUGCAGAAGAUCCCCCCGGUCAACACCAACCUGGAGAAUCUCUACCUCCAAGGCAAUAGGAUCAAUGAGUUCUCCAUCAGCAGCUUCUGCACCGUGGUGGACGUCAUGAACUUCUCCAAGCUGCAGGUGCUUCGCCUGGACGGAAACGAGAUCAAGCGCAGCGCGAUGCCCGUGGACGCGCCCCUCUGCCUGCGCCUUGCCAGCCUCAUCGAGAUCUGAGUGGCCCUUGCACGGGGCACGGGGCCGAAGCCCCCCGCGCCCCACUGCAUUUGGCUUGAUGGUUUGGUUUGGCUUUUGCUGGAAGGUCUGGGACAGACCAUGUGACAGAACUCCAUGGGCUCCCUCUGUAGUCUUCUUCCCUGUAGGCAGGGUCAGGUGGGAUCAGGGGACAGGCAGCCUUUUACUGAGGGACACGGCCGCAGCUCUCUUUUCCAGGACAGAUGUGGUGGCAGAGGAAGUAAUCCGUGGAAGUCCCAACCCCAGAAACCUCACUAUUCUAAGUUCUUCCCAAUGAUCUGGUGUCAUGAACUCUAAAAGUCACUCGGGCAAUGGCACAGAGCGUGCUUUCCCCACAAUCCCUGGCUCUCUCUGUGAGCAACGCUUGACCACUCUCCUGCAUGCCAGGCUGACGGUGUGGUUACUCCGGGCUCCCACUCAGUGCUCCUCGGAAUAUACCUCUUUGCCCAACUGCCUCCUCCCUUGUCCUCCUCAUCCACUCAGCCUUGCUCCAAAGACACCUGUUCUGUGCCUUAGGCAGAGGCAUGCGAGCCCAAGGUGUGCGGGCAUCUGCCUGGUGGCCUAUGCAGAGAAUUCACACUAGUGUCUGGAGGUGGCAGGAAACUGGGAGUCACCUCUACACCGUCCCUAACUCCGCUCCUUGAAAGCCACCAGAUUGGAGGUCACCAGCAUGAUGACAACAUUCAGGGACUGAUGCGGGAGGAGACAAGCAACCUUAGGCUUUGAUAAAUGGGUGGGGCUAUAUUUUAGCAGCGGGGCAGUUCUUUGAAGGUGGAUCAGACUUCCGAACAGGAAAGGACAGCCUUUGCUUACAUCGGCAUCCAUAAUGGGGGCAAACGUCCCGAAUCGGCCGAACUAAGGAAGCAGCCCCCUGGGGUUUCGCCCUUGCCCAGAACCCUCUAUAUUCCCAGCAGCUCCCAACUUGGGUCUUCGUCCUCAAAGGCAUAUGGUUCUCAAGGCACGAGAAAGGUAGUUUCUCCCUCUCUUGUCCAGGCAGAAAGGUCUACACCCUGAUGGGAGAAACAGAGUCCAGGCAGCCCUGAACUUGCCUGGCUAGCCCACAGGUGGAGGCUGUGGUUCAGCUGUACGCAUUGAUUUGUCCUGAGACCACAGCUCGUAGUGGAAGCUCCGGCUGGAGAUGCUCGUUGGGUCUGUGAAGCCCGGGCCAGGCAGCCAAAUCUGGCUUGUGCUGAGGAUGAAACCCUCUGCUGUCACAUCUCUGAGCUACACCCUCAUUCCUGAAGAUGGCUGUUGCUUUAUAGCUUGGCUGGAGAGCAAUUCAUUCUCCCCAUGUCUGAAAGGUGAUGUUGCCUGGGGCCGAACCGGCCUGUUCCUUUGGGCGCCAUUGGGAUGGAGUGGCCGGGGGCAGGGGCUGGCCUGAGAAGAGCUAGUCCUCGCCUGGCCCCUGUCCAGAUGCCAUUACAUCCCUGAUACUGUGUGUGCUUUGAAGCAGCUUCCCUGAGAAGUGAAGGGGAGGAGCCCUGGAUUCUGUUCUUGGCUCCAGACUCCAAAAUCCACAAAAGCCAAACCAGCUCAUUUCAACAAAGGAGCUCUGAUGUGAGGGGGCAAGGCUGCCCCUGCCCCCAGGCCCUUCAGAAAGCGUCUGCAUGUGAACACCAUCAUGCCUCUAUAAAGGAUCCUUAUUACAGGAAACGCAUGAGUGGUGGUUAACCUGACCAAUAAAGUUAUUUUAUGAUUGCA
This is a messenger RNA of Lynx canadensis (Canada lynx), 3021 nucleotides long. It is a transcript of the gene FMOD, whose product is annotated as fibromodulin. Gene Ontology annotation, molecular function: protein binding. The record is from RefSeq and is a predicted model, not a curated record. Lineage: Eukaryota; Metazoa; Chordata; Mammalia; Carnivora; Felidae. The transcript is spliced from 3 exons. The coding region runs from base 172 to 1302 and encodes 376 amino acids.